AUGAACAGCGUUCGAUCUUUCUGGCUCGGAUGGGGCUCCCUCUUUGUCGCCGGAGGCGGCGCCUACUACUUCGCUAAGCAGAACGUCAAAGAACAGCGCGUGGCCAAGCUCAAAGCACAGCGUGAGAAGCAGGCAGCCAACUGGGCCUUUGAACACGGGGAGCCAGCAUCUUCCGGCAACGGUGUGAACGGUGGCGCAGCAAGAACCGAUUAUACCGGCUCGCCAAGUCAGGAAGCAGGUAGCGAUCCCGCGGCAACAAGACAUGCGCCAGCAACAGAGUCCGAGCAGGUAACCGAGAAGAGCAAAUACGAGAGUGCUAUACCGAUGCGUACACGCAGAGGGGACCGUUUCAGUUAG
Trichoderma gamsii is the source of this 357-nucleotide messenger RNA. RefSeq lists its product as hypothetical. The transcript has 4 exons. The record is from RefSeq and is a predicted model, not a curated record. Lineage: Eukaryota; Fungi; Ascomycota; Sordariomycetes; Hypocreales; Hypocreaceae. Bases 1 to 357 code for a protein of 118 amino acids.